AUGACCGAUAGGUGCGCCGACCAAAACAAGAACACCACUGUUUUAGGAAUGUGCCAAAAGUGGUUAACAGAAGCUCCUCAACAUAUAAAGAAGAUGGAAUUAAUAUUUCCGGUCGUGUGCCAAUAUUUUCUUCCCGCAUAUCGAAUUUUCGGGAGAAUAGUGAAGGAGUUUCGCAAGCGAGACAAAAUACUGGAGCCGACUGGUUACACGAACAUUAUGACAGAAUAUUCCAAUCUCAUCUUAGUAGGACAAGAAUGUCCAGUCAAAGAUUGGAAAGACACGGCCAAAAAAGGUUUUAAGACCCGUUGGAGCUUGGCAUGUGCCUUUUAUAAAGUGCAAGCGUUUUAUAUUGAAGCGUUCUAA
Messenger RNA from Parnassius apollo (apollo), 363 nucleotides. The record is from the annotation of a GenBank genome assembly. Lineage: Eukaryota; Metazoa; Arthropoda; Insecta; Lepidoptera; Papilionidae.